AUGCGGCGGGGCGCGCUCCUGGCGGGCGCCCUGGCCGCCUACGCCGCGUACCUGGGGCUGGGCGCGCUGCUGGUGGCGCGGCUGGAGGGGCCGCACGAGGCUGCGCUCCGCGCGGAGCUGGAGGUGCUGCGGGAGCAGCUGCUGCGGCGCAGCCCGUGCCUGGCCGCCCCCGCGCUGGACGCCUUCGUGGAGCGAGUGCUGGCGGCCGGCCGGCUGGGGCGCGCAGCGCUCGCCAACGCUUCGGGGCCCGCCAAUGCCUCGGACCCCGCCUGGGACUUUGCCUCUGCUCUCUUCUUUGCCAGCACACUGGUCACCACCGUGGGCUAUGGGUACACGACACCACUGACUGAUGCGGGCAAGGCCUUCUCCAUUGUCUUUGCGCUCCUGGGCGUGCCGGCCACCAUGUUGCUACUGACUGCCUCAGCCCAGCGCCUGUCACUGCUGCUGACCCAUGCACCCUUGUCCUGGCUGAGCAUGCGCUGGGGCUGGGACUCCCGGCGGGUGGCCCGCUGGCACCUGGUGGUUCUGCUAGGAAUCCUGGUGACCACCUGCUUCCUGGUGCCCGCCGCAAUCUUUACCCACCUAGAGGAGACCUGGAGCUUCCUGGAUGCCUUCUACUUCUGCUUCAUCUCUUUGUCCACCAUUGGCCUGGGUGACUAUGUGCCCGGUGAGGCCCCCGGCCAGCCCUACCGGGCCCUCUACAAGAUGCUGGUCACAGCCUACCUCUUCCUGGGUCUGAUCGCCAUGGUUUUAGUGCUGCAGACUGUCCGGCAUGUGUCUGACCUUCAUGGCAUCACAGAGAUCAUCCUGCUGCCCAGUCGUCUCCCUGCCAGCUUCCAUGAUGAUGAGGACGAUCGGGUGGACAUUCUGGGUUCCCAGUCAGAACCUCACCAACAACUCGCCACCAGCUCCCACACCAACUACGCCUCCAUCCCCAGGUAG
Molecule: messenger RNA, 942 nt
Organism: Pipistrellus nathusii (Nathusius's pipistrelle)
Lineage: Eukaryota; Metazoa; Chordata; Mammalia; Chiroptera; Vespertilionidae
Source: the annotation of a GenBank genome assembly